Molecule: messenger RNA, 3575 nt
Organism: Cylas formicarius (sweet potato weevil)
Lineage: Eukaryota; Metazoa; Arthropoda; Insecta; Coleoptera; Brentidae
Product: chondroadherin-like protein
Exons: 9
Coding region: 328-1800 (490 amino acids)
Cellular component (GO): extracellular matrix
Molecular function (GO): protein binding
Source: RefSeq, a predicted model, not a curated record
UCGUCUCAAGAUAAUUUACGGAUGGGAUUUUUAUCGACAAAACCGAUUUUAAGUGCAGCGAAAAUAAACCGGCAUUGAAAAUGCGAAGCUGCUUUUUUGGAAAAACUUGAUAUCGCGGCGGAACAGCGUAUUCGUUAAAUAUUUGUUUGUAAAGUGUUUUAGUGGGUGCGUCGUCGUGGGUGUGUUAUAGUUUCAAAGGAAACAUACAUUUGGGGAAAAGCUACAGCCUCGUGUCAAGAUCCCCGUAUGUGCAUUACUCGGAUCGGAGGCUGCCCAAUGUGAUGGCUUAGCCAGAGGCGUCGUCACAGGGGGGUCGCCGCAGAGAGCAUGGCCAGAGUAAGGACGCGGCCGGUCAGAGGCUGGACCUGGGCCGUGUGUUUGGCUGGAUUGUGCGCUCUGGCCACGUGCGAGGUGCAACAGCAAUGCCCUCCGCGUGCAGAAAUAUCACCGUGCAGCUGCCAAGUGAAGAAAAACGGUCUGGACAUCUUGUGCGAGUUCACCGAUCAACAGCAUAUAAGCGAGGCCAUGAGUGUACUCAAAGGAAAAUCGUACGUUAUAUUCUAUCUCAAGUUGCGACACAACAACCUUAGGAAACUACCCGGGUUCGUGUUCCUGGGCCUGGACAUCCAUCACCUUACCAUUCACAACAGUAGCUUAUCGGUGGUCGAGGAGGCUUCGCUUAGUUCUAUCGGAAAGAUGCUGACACAGUUGGACGUCUCUCAAAACAGUUUAACCCAAGUACCGUCAGCCGCUUACAAAAACCUGCACCACCUCCUAAUAUUGAACAUGAAUCACAACAAGAUCAACAGCCUACACGCCAGAGCGUUUCAGGGUCUUGAUACCCUCGAGAUCCUCACGUUAUACGAGAACAAAAUUACUAUCAUCGAUCCUGAUGCUUUCGUGGGUCUAGAAAAGAAACUGAAACGGCUCAACCUUGGAGGAAACGGAUUAACAUCUGUUCCGCAGAAAUCCCUCGGAAUACUUGAUACUCUGAAGAAGCUCGAAAUGCAAGAAAAUAGGAUAUCGGAAAUUAAGGAGGGAGACUUUGAAGGAUUAAGGAAUUUAGAUUCUUUGGGGUUAGCUCACAACAAACUUCGAACGGUCCCUGGCAAAGUUUUCUCGCAUCUCACGCUUCUGAACUCCUUGGAGCUAGACGGAAACAUUAUUGAUACCGUCGACAAAGACGCCUUUGUUGGUCUUGAAGAGAACUUGCAAUAUCUCAGACUGGGAGAUAACAAUAUUCAUACAAUACCUACGGAGGCUUUGAAGCGGCUGCAUCGGUUACGUCACUUGGAUUUGAGGGCGAACAACAUCUCGUUCAUCGCAGAAGACGCGUUUGCCGGUUACGGAGACUCGAUUACGUUCUUGAAUUUGCAGAAAAAUGAUAUAAGGUCGUUAAGCGGAGUGAUUUUUGAGAACCUGAAUUCUCUGGAAACACUCAAUCUCCAAAACAACAAACUCAUGCAUAUCCCCGAGGAUGUAGUCGACCCAAUUUUGGACACGCUGAGAGUAAUUGAUAUAAUGGAUAAUCCUCUAUUGUGCGAAUGCGAACUGCAAUGGUACAAGAACUGGCUACGAAACUUGAAAGACAAAGACGACGAAAUGAUGCAAAAGAAACGGACGGUAUGCACGAUGCAAUACGAACACAGGGAGUACACUCUGGACAGUCUGCCGUUAGAAAAAAUGAAAUGUAAAAUAAAAUCGUACGAGAUCGUUAGUCCCAAUCGGGCUGGAAAGGCAGUCGAAACAUCAUUGUCCUUAGCCUUUAGUACAUUAGUCAGUUAUUUAGUGGUUAGUUAAAAUAUGAUUAGGCGACAGACGCGUCAAAAUUUGUUUCUUAGUGUAUGAAUCGUUUCAACUGACCCGAUUUCCCUCAGCAAGGGUAGUUGUGGUUAUCAAAAUUGGUUUUAUAAUUUAGAUAUGUAUUUUUUCCAAUUUGAGAUGAAACUAAGCUACACCAGAUUUUGGAGGAGUUGCAACAACAAAGGAUUGAUUAAUUGCUCUGAAUUAAGCUAAAUUGGUAGAGGACGGUUUAGGUUUGCAUAAAAAAAAACUUGGAACGAUAUAACCUGGAGUCUAGUCCGUUGAAACGAUGAGAUAUAGUGAUAAGUAGCGAUAGUUUUGUAUUUUAAGGUACGUUAUGUUGCAGAAAACAAAAAAGAAAUAGGGCAUGUAAUUGCUUCUAGUCUAGUGUUCGUGCUUUUUGAGAUUCACAUUUAAUAUUCUCUAUAAAUGUCAUUUAUUAUUGUUGACAGAGUUUGCUCUGAUUCGUUUAAAAUGAUAUAGAGUGAACCGAAAAAAAUACGCGUUCGAAUUUUUAUUGUCAAGGCUGCGGUUUUUCCUUAACAUAUGCAAGUGAUUGUGUCUCUUCAAUAAAAAUUCGAAUUUAUUUAAACGCAUACAUAUCAAGUUUCCCUUUAGAGUAUAGAUUGUUUAUUCUAUAAUGUAACCACCACAAAAAUCGUGUCCCAAUUUUCUCGUCGUUCUUUAUCUCGAUGUCUAUGUGUAGUCUGUGUCAUUGAGACCGUUUCGAUUUUUUAAUUUUUUUCUCUGCCUUUUUUUUUCAGAGAUUAAAAUUUGUUUCUUUAUCGUGAUAAAUCGCGCGCACCAAUAUAAUGAAGAGGUAAUAUUUGGGACAAACAGGCCUAGACAUAUCUGGUGGAAUAGGUAGGCAUUUUACGCAAAGGUAUUUUCGUAACUAUUUAUCAUAAUUAAGGAAAAUACAUUAGAUUCAUCAACGUGCUAGGUUGAAAAGGGAACUAACCCCAAAAUUUGAGCUUUGAUAUCCAUAUCAUGUUUGUGACAUCGGUGUAUUAGUAUAUUAUUGUGUAACGCUAUGUACACAUUUUUCUAGUGUAGUUGUAAAAGUAUUGCUCGAUCCCACCGUUAGAACGAUCCAAACUUACAUUUAGGAUUUCGUAAGUCAGUUCUUCUUCAUGCAAUUUUUGCUCUACAAGUACCUAAAAAGGUAGUUCGUAGUUUCCCGUAUUUGCCAUAAAAAUUCAUUACACUCGAUCGUCAAAAGUUUGCAUGAAGGCUUCGGAAAACGAAUUAACCCUGGCAAUAUUUCAGUUAAUUAAGGCUUGUGCGCCGUAUAUAAACAUAUCAUUACAAAAUCCAGACUGUCUGUGGUAAAAUUAACAUAUCCUUGUUCGAGUUGUGUUGUAAGUGGUGCAAUUCGUUAAUGGUAUUUUUGUGGCAAUGUUUCGGCGGCCAUUUGUAGAGAGUGGCAUCUGCCAGACCAUUUCAAGACAUAUCCGGUCCUGGUUCAACAUUAUUCUCGUGUUGUCGUGUUAUAAGCUCAAAGAAAACAAUAUUUUUCUAAAUUUUCUAGUGUCAGGUCGUUAUCAACACAACAACGCGACUGCGGACCAGACCCUUCAUUUUUUAAUACUUAUUGUAUCCAGAUAUUGUGAAAAAUAAUAUUCAAAAUUAUAUGCACUAUUCAUAUCCUACUAAAUUAAGAAAAUGGCUGUUGUGCAAUGAUAUGUGUCAUAUUAUAUCCAAGUUAUAUUAUUAAUGUCGAUAUCAAUAAAUUUUAUGCUGACACUGAAGCGCUUUUUUUUCUCAAAUUG